Molecule: messenger RNA, 819 nt
Organism: Propithecus coquereli (Coquerel's sifaka)
Lineage: Eukaryota; Metazoa; Chordata; Mammalia; Primates; Indriidae
Product: olfactory receptor 8D4
Exons: 1
Coding region: 1-819 (272 amino acids)
Biological process (GO): G protein-coupled receptor signaling pathway; sensory perception of smell
Cellular component (GO): membrane
Molecular function (GO): G protein-coupled receptor activity; olfactory receptor activity; odorant binding
Source: RefSeq, a predicted model, not a curated record
AUGGGAAACCUCGGCAUGAUCUCCAUAAUUAGGCUAAAUCCUCACCUUCACACCCCCAUGUACUACCUCCUCAGCAGUCUGUCGUUUUUAGAUUUUUGCUAUUCCUCUGUCAUUACCCCCCAAAUGCUGGCAGGAUUUUUAUGCAGAGAUAAAUCUAUCUCUUAUUCUGGAUGCAUGACUCAGCUGUUUUUUUUCUGUGUUUUUGUCAUUUCUGAGUGCUACAUGUUGGCAGCCAUGGCUUAUGAUCGCUAUGUGGCCAUCUGCAGCCCAUUGCUCUACAAUGUCAUCAUGUCCCCCAGGGUCUGUUCCCUGCUGGUGGCUGCUGUCUUCUCAGUAGGUUUCACCGAUGCUGUGAUUCAUGUAGGUUGUAUAUUAAGGUUGUCUUUCUGUGGAUCGAACAUCAUUAAACAUUACUUCUGUGACAUCGUCCCUCUUAUUAAACUUUCCUGUUCCAGCACUUACAUUGAUGAGCUUUUGAUUUUUGUCAUUGGUGGAUUUAACAUGGUAGCCACCAGCCUAACAGUCAUCAUUUCAUAUGCUUUUAUCCUCACCAGUAUCCUCCGCAUCCACUCUAAAGAGGGCAGGUCCAAAGCCUUUAGCACCUGCAGGUCUCACCUGACAGCUGUUUUUAUAUUUUACGGAUCUCUAAUGUCCAUGUAUCUCAAACCUGCUUCCAGAAGUUCACUUACUCAGGAGAAAGUGUCCUCAGUAUUUUACACCACUGCAAUUCCCAUGUUGAAUCCCCUAAUAUACAGUCUGAGGAACAAGGAAGUGAAAAAUGCAAUGGUGAAACUUUUAAGAAGAAAAAUAUCUCCAUAA